Homarus americanus (American lobster) is the source of this 4067-nucleotide messenger RNA. RefSeq names its product barH-like 2 homeobox protein. Gene Ontology annotation, molecular function: DNA-binding transcription factor activity, RNA polymerase II-specific; DNA binding. NCBI's taxonomy places the organism in Eukaryota, Metazoa, Arthropoda, Malacostraca, Decapoda, Nephropidae. The record is from RefSeq and is a predicted model, not a curated record. Gene Ontology annotation, biological process: regulation of DNA-templated transcription.
AGGUGUAGAAGGCUGACUCACCCGUCACUUAUCCUUCACAGGUCUUUCAAGUCCGUUUUAAAGGACGUCAUUUGGACCUAAGGAGGAUUUUUUCCCGGAUUUGGCCAAGAGGAGUCCGUAACUGUGUCGCGGCCUCGGGGUUUGUUGUCAUUGUGAAACUUUAAUUGGGCAGGUCGUCGGGGGGUGAUUGAAGGACAUUUACUGGUGAAAUUCAAGAGACAGAAUAUUCUAAUGGUCCCGUAUUUAUAUCUGGAGGAGACAGUGACUGAUAUUAGCAGGUUUAUUUGCCUCCUGGAACGUUCGGACAACAUGACAGUGGCCAUGGCUUCGUCUAAGGCGGAAGUGCAAGAGAGGGACUUGGUGACGCGCAUGAAACACGGGUCGUCAUCACCGACUGAAGACAAGGAUACGAAGACAGCCACCACCACGACGGCUGUUAAGGGUCUACAAGUAAGUAGUAACAGAGAGGAAGACAAUCUCACUAUAGCCGGAGACGACGACGAUGACACAGAAGAAAAAAGAAGAAAAUCCAGCCCGGUUAUAGACUCGGGACCGACCGACCUUAGCGUUAAGAAACAACAACAACAACCUACUAACAAUACCAAACAUCACCAUUACAAUAACAACAAUAAUAAUAAUAACCUCGAGAUGCAGCUACCAAGUUCAAGAAACCUGACUAGCGGCAUCCCUAACAACCACAACAACAAUAACAACAACCAUCUCAGUAACCUGCCUCCUUCCCUCGCCGUCAAAAGUUCCUUCACCAUCACCAACUUACUCAGACCUCCAGCUAAACCAGUAGAGGCACCAGAAGACCUCAGUAAGGCCAAGAGGAACGCCACCACCGUCACCGCCACCACCACCCGAUCGCUACCUGAAGUGACCAUCACCCCACAACACCAUCACCACCACCUCCAUCACAUACUACCGCCGCAUCACCUUCAGGAGACUAAACGUCACGUCCCCGCAGUGAAAAGGAAAAUAGACGAAGUGGAAGAGGAAAUAGAUGUGGAAGAGGAUGAUGAUGAGGGUAAUAUGAAGGAAUGUGAAGCGGAAGAAGAGGAAGAGGAAGAGGAGGAGGAAGAUGUCGGGGUAGACUCGAGCAUCAGCGAGGCACUUCUCAACGAUGAGACAAAAGGGUGCUCGUCGCCGCGCUCACCAGACAGCUGCCUGAAGUCCAAGAAGCAGAGGAAGGCGCGGACGGCGUUCACAGACCACCAGCUUCAGACGCUGGAGAAGAGCUUCGAGCGUCAGAAGUACCAGCAGGACCGCAUGGAGCUGGCUGCCAAGCUGAACCUGACCGACACCCAGGUGAAGACCUGGUACCAGAACAGACGGACCAAGUGGAAGAGACAAACGGCUGUAGGUCUGGAACUAUUAGCUGAGGGCGGCUAUGGGCGUCUCAUGGGUGGUUAUUGGCCCUAUCCAAGCCCAGCCGGUCUACCCACUCCCACCCAUCCCGCCCAUCUCUCUGCCGUGGGCGCCCUCUCAUCUAUGGCGGCUCUUUCGUCUUCUAUGGAUCUCUAUUAUAGACACGCACAGUUGGCAGCUCUCAGUCGGUCGGCCGCAGCGGUGUCACCAGGCCCACCACCCACUCUAGACAUCACCUCCACCCUCACGCCCACCCUCACGCCCACCCUCACGUCCACCCUCGCGUCCACAUUACCGCCAAGCCUCACUUCCUCCGUGGGCUGCACCACAACUAACACCUCCUCGCCCACGCUCGUCGCGCCUAGGGUCAUCUAUCCACCCACGCCCACACAGGCCGCCCUUGCCCACUACUUCAAACAGUGACGGUGGUAGAGAGAGGGAGUGGGAGACAGACAAACAGACAGACAGACAGACAGAACUCUUUCAAUCAUGGACGGAAGUGCUGAUGGUGUCCAAGCGAAAGAGAUAAAGAGAGUGAGAGACAGAACCGGGUCCAGAGACCGAAGUAGACAGACAGAGACCGAGGGAUAAAAAGCAAGAAAUGAAUAGACAGACAAACAGACGGUGAACGAGACACAAACAGACAGAGAGCUAGACAGAGACAGGUAGACAGACGGACGGAACAACACAACUCCCUCAAGCAGAGUCGGCCUUUGUUGACAGUGUCCGUCUAACACUUGGAGCACACGAGUCAUGUUGAUUAAGUGACGUCACUCCAGGUGUGUGAGGAUUCAGGUUAAUGAUGAUUGACGUCACCAUGUUAAUUCAUGAUCCAAGCGAUGACGUCACAAUGACAUCUCGGCUGUCUAAUGGAGAUGACGUCACGUUAACCUUUGACCUGAAUGGACGCCGGCGAUCAUACUAGGUCAUGAAGACGUUGUUUACUAUGUGUCAUUUGAUCGUUAGUUAUACAGAUGUAAAUAUAUACCUCUUAGUAAUACAGCCCCCCCCCCCUCUCCCUCCGGUAGCUUUAGUUGAUAUUUAUUACGUUUUCUCUAAAUUUUUAAACGUUUUAUGUGAAUUUUUAAGGUUUUUUGUCAACAUAUAUUCUAUCGUUUUCGUCUAUUUUAAACGUUUUGUCAUUUAUUUUGUCUUUUUAAAGUCAUUCCUCAAAAAAUCCUGUGAAUUCAAGGAUUUUCUGUAAAUUAAAAAGAUUUCUGGGUAAAUAUUUAAAAUUUUCUGUGAAUUAAACAAAAAUAAUUUGUGAAUCUCCUUACUAAUUUUCUGUGGAUUUUUCUUACGACUUUCUGUGAAUUUUGGAAAUUUCUCGGUGAAUUUUAUUUCUGAAAACAGUGAAAAAUUGCCAAAAAAAUACCAUGACGAUAUUAUAAUGAACGGGUCUUCCAUGUCGGCAGUAAACGGGAAGACUGACUAAACUCAAGAGUGGAAGGAUGUGUUUUAUGUAGUGAAAGAGGGAUUUUAUAGUGAAUGAACAGUGAAAGAAAUGCUCUGUGUAGUCAAGGAAAUGUAUGCUUACUAUAGUGAAAGAAGGAUGUACUUUUUAUAUUGAAAGAACAGUGAAUGAAAUGUUCUGUGUAGUGAAGUUAAAGUAUACUUACUGUAGUCAAAGAAAGAUAUACUUUUUAAAGUGAAAGAACAGUGAAGAAUAUAUAGUGAAGGAAAUACUUCUUAGAUUGAAGGAGUGAAAACUUUGUAAGAUAAUGGAAGAAUCCAAUUUGUAUUGUGAAAGAAAAGUAUAUAAUAUAAUAUGUUAAGAAUAUAUUUGCAUAAUUAAAAAAAGACAUACGUUCUAGUGAAGGAAAAACAUAUAUACUUUUUUAUGAAGAAAGUAAUUUAUAUACUGAAGGAAGGAAUUUCUUUAUGGAGUGGAAAAAGACAUAGUUUCUAGUGAAGGAAAUAUAUAUACUUUCUAUUGUAGGUUAUAACUUAUAUAUAGUGAAAGAAAUAUAGACUUUCCUCAAUAAGGGAAAAUUACACUUUCUACUGUGAUGGAAAUUAUACUUUUUAUUGAAGGAAGAAGGAAUGUGGUGAAAGAAAUGUAUAAUAAACCCAGUGAAAGUAAUGUGAAAAAUACUCACUUUUUUAAUACAACAAUAAGUUAACUGCUUGUAUUUUCUUUCAUUUAUUUUAAUUAUGAAAAAUAGAGUGAAUUCAAUAACCAAAGGUUAUAUUGUUAUUAUGAAUAUUUAAGUAACAAGUAAGCGUAUCUGCCUCUUUAAAAGGUUUAUUUAUUUUCGUUUUUAUUCAUAAUGUAUCGUGUCCAUUCAUUUAUUUGUGUUCACUUCUCCAAUACAUUACAACAACACUCAUUCAGGAAGUUCACUUGAACACACCGAGUGUAUCAAUGUUCAAUUCAGAAAUUAUGGAGAAAAAUCGAAUUACAUUUUUUUUCUCUCUUCUCAAUAGGGAGUGAGUAUACCCUAUAAUUCUAUAUAGACCUGUGAAUUAUAUACGUGGUAUAUCUCUAUACCUAUAAGUAUAUAUCUAUGUAUAUCACCUCAUGUUUGUAAAUAUUUAUAUGUGUAUUAAUAGUUCCUUAUAUCUAUGUUUUUUGUAGUUUAUUCAAAAGAUUUUGUGUUUCAUUUUUUUAUACAAAUGUAUGAACGUUAUACCUGCGUCAUUAUGUCAUUAUAUUUGUUGUGUGUAGAGAGAUUCAGUCCGUAAUAAAGCAAUCA